AUGAGUUCUGUUUCGGAAUCAUCUCCCUAUUCCGUAUCGAAUAUGAAAGAUAUUGAUCAGUUUUUAAAAAGGCAAGCUAAAUGCCUUUUGUCUCCAUUCCAAUCGUAUCCAACAAAUUCACAAUACUUUAAUAUGCGUAUUAGCCAACGAGUUCAACAUUAUCGAUCUAUGAAAAGAAAAUGGAAGGAACUAACAACAUCGGUUCAAAAUCAUUCGUCUUUAUUAGCAACGCCUCAAUCUCCGACAUCUUUGCCAGAUAUUUCACCAAUCACCGACGAUACACUAAAAAUUUUAACUACAUCAACACAAAAACCGACCGUCGAAACAAAACCAUAUUGUAUUAACGAAUAUAUUAAUGCAAUAAAACUAGCGAAAGAAAAUAAUAACAAGAAUUUGAUUGAUUUGGAUCCAUUACAUCCACGAAUUCAACAAGAUUUGAUUAAACUACGAAAAUUCAUCAAGGGAAAACAAGGGAAACAUACUGAUAAUAAUUCUCUUAAAACACUCACAAGUAGUCCAUCCUUAAGAGAACGGAUGUUGAUGGGCACAACACUAGAUGAUCAGGAAAAUAACGAUAUCACGAAAAUUAGAAGACCAUUGUCAUCAUAUAAACUCAAACCACUUGAUCACGUUAAAAUAUUUGGUUCUCAUCUGCAUCCUUCCACAUGUUCAAAAGCUGAUUCCACUGACAGCGGAAUUGGCAGCAAUACUAAUUCAUCAAGUACUUGUUCUCAAUAUUCAAAAGUACAGCAGCAACUGCAGCAACAGCAACAGCAGCAACAGCAACAGCAACAGCAACAACAACAGCAACAGCAACAGCAAAAGAUGAAGCCCAGAAAUAGAAAUAAAAAAUUCAACACUCAUCCUCAUCGAUUCAAUCUUCCGGCUUCUCUUGUUCCUUCUGAAUCCCUUACUUAUCGUGCUUCAGAGUUAGCAAUGAAAAAAUCGAGAGCAUCAUUUAAAGCAACUCAAAAUACAUUCUCAAAACAAUCGCUAUCCAGUUGUCUGCCAGAAUCUAUACCACAAGUACCACUUGAAUUAACAGAAAAGCAGUCUACUCCUAUUAAACAAGCAAGUUCAUUGCUACCUAUUCGACAAGUAUCUGAGAGUGAAGAAAUAGAAAUGCGUCGUUAUACCUAUGCAGCAUCAACUACGUCAACAACUUCACGUUUAAUGAGGACUAAACGUAAUAUAUCACUUUUAUCAAUUAUUUUAGAGUCAACUCCUUGUAUUGGAAUGCAAGCACGAGAAGUUCGAUCGAAGAAAAAUGAAUAUGAUUUAGAAGAGACGCAAGCAGAAAAUAAUCAUGAUAAUGAUGUUAAUGAUGGCGACGACGACGAUGAUGAUGAUGAUGACGAUUACGAUGAUGGUUAUUAUCAUCUACUUGGUUAUAAACAUUUGAUAAAUCAUCUGCCCAAACCAGUUGUAUCUAUCCGAUCCUGUUAUGGGCAAGAUGAUUUUGGGAUUUUAUACGAACAAUUAGAUCAUAUUCGAGAGACAAUGCCUAAUUCGAAUAUUUAUAAUGACUACGCACGAAUUGUUUAA
Messenger RNA from Rotaria socialis, 1545 nucleotides. Lineage: Eukaryota; Metazoa; Rotifera; Eurotatoria; Philodinida; Philodinidae. The record is from the annotation of a GenBank genome assembly.